This is a messenger RNA of Phytophthora sojae, 1626 nucleotides long. RefSeq lists its product as hypothetical. NCBI's taxonomy places the organism in Eukaryota, Oomycota, Peronosporomycetes, Peronosporales, Peronosporaceae. Gene Ontology annotation, biological process: tryptophanyl-tRNA aminoacylation. The record is from RefSeq and is a predicted model, not a curated record. Gene Ontology annotation, molecular function: tryptophan-tRNA ligase activity; ATP binding. Bases 1 to 1626 code for a protein of 541 amino acids. The transcript is spliced from 2 exons. Gene Ontology annotation, cellular component: cytoplasm.
AUGGAGGCGCAGCAGCUGACGGACAAGAUCGUGGCCGUGGGCAACGCCAUCCGCGAGCUCAAGGCGGCCAAGGACGCGGCCAACGCGGAGCAGAUCGCGGCGCAGGUGCAGGAGCUGCUGGCGCUCAAGGCGCAGUUCAAGGCGCUCACGGGCGCCGACUACGCGCCGCCGCCGCAGCCCAAGAAGCAGAAGGAGAGCGCUGCUGCUGCCCCCGCGGCCGACAGCGGCGACGCCCCCAAGAAGUCCAAGAACCAGCUCAAGAAGGAGAAGAAGCUGGCCGAGCAGGCGGCCAAGAAGGCCGCGGGCGGCUCCGCCAAGGCCGGCGGCAAGCAGGCCGGCAAGCAGAAGCAGAAGAAGGCCAAGCCCUCGGAGAGCGCCAAGCCCGCCGAGAGUGCGGCCGUGCCGUCGGACGCCGACCUGCUGCUGCGCCAGACCGAGUUCCAGCACCAGGUGCUGAGCUCGGGCGCGGCCGCCGGCGCGCAGGUCGUGACCCCGUGGGACGUGGAGGCCGAGGACGGCGUGGACUACGACAAGCUCGUGGAGCAGUUCGGCAGCACCAAGAUCCCGCCCGAGAUGGUGGAGCGCAUGGAGCGGCUCACGGGCCACAAGGCGCACCGCUACCUGCGCCGCGGCUACUUCUUCUCGCACCGCGACCUGGACGUGAUCCUGGACGCGUACGAGAAGGGCGAGAAGUUCUUCCUCUACACGGGCCGCGGCCCGUCCUCGGGCAGCCUGCACAUGGGCCACUUGAUCCCCUUCACGUUCACGGCCUGGCUGCAGAAGGUGUUCGAUGUGCCGCUCGUGAUCCAGCUCACGAACGACGAGAAGUUCCUGUUCAAGGACCAGACCCUCGAGGAGAGCGAGGUCAUGGCGUGGGAGAACGCCAAGGACAUCAUCGCCUGCGGCUUCGACGUCAAGAAGACCUUCAUCUUCGCCAACACGGACUACAUCAAGGAGAUGUACCCGCAGAUCCUCAAGGUGCAGAAGUGCGUCACGUACAACCAGGUGCGCGGCAUCUUCGGCUUCACGGGCUCGGACAACAUCGGCAAGUCGUCGUUCCCGGCCAUCCAGGCCGUGCCGUCCUUCUCGGAGACGUUCCCCGUCGUGCUAGGCGGACGCAAGGGCCUGCGCUGCCUCAUCCCUCACGCCAUCGACCAGGACCCCUACUUCCGUAUGACGCGCGAUGUGGCGCCGCGUAUUGGCUACCUCAAGCCUGCCUCCAUGCACUCCAAGUUCUUCCCGGCUCUGCAGGGCAGCACCACCAAGAUGAGUGCCAGCAAGGCGAGCACCACUAUUUACAUCUCGGACUCGCCGGAGGAUAUCGCCAACAAGAUCAAGAAGUACGCCUUCAGCGGCGGAGGUGAGACCAAGGCUGACCACGAGAAGUACGGCGCCAACUUGGAGGCCGACAUCCCGUACCAGUACCUGUCGUUCAUGCUCGAGGACGACGAGGAGCUCGCUCGCAUUGGCCGCGAGUACGGCGCAGGUCGCAUGAUGUCGGGUGAGGUGAAGCAGAAGCUGAUCGACGUCAUGUCUGAGUACACGCUGGACUUCCAGCAGCGUCGUGCUGCCAUCACCGACGACCUCGUCUCCGAGUUCAUGAGCGUGCGCCCCCUAGAGUUUUAG